Trypanosoma rangeli is the source of this 1479-nucleotide messenger RNA. Its product is annotated as putative nucleic acid binding protein. The coding region runs from base 1 to 1479 and encodes 492 amino acids. Gene Ontology annotation, molecular function: nucleic acid binding; zinc ion binding. The record is from RefSeq and is a predicted model, not a curated record. The transcript has a single exon. Lineage: Eukaryota; Euglenozoa; Kinetoplastea; Trypanosomatida; Trypanosomatidae.
AUGAGAGCUACCAAAACGCCCUCUUGCAGCAACUGCGCGGCAACGGAUCACCUUCGCAGGGACUGCCCAUUGGUGACGUGCCGGGCCUGCGGGCGACUUGGGCACUUCAAGGUAGACUGCCCAAUGGAAAACAAGCGGACACGGAUGGAUGAGGACGGCGAGGUCUCUGUUUGCCGCACCUGCGGAUCCUCGCGGCACGUGCAGGCCAGCUGCCCCAUUCGUGCGCAGUCUGUAGAGUGUUUUCAGUGCCAUCAGCGGGGCCACAUGGCGCCGACGUGUCCGCAGACGCGCUGCUUUAACUGCGGCAGCUACGGCCAUAGCUCGCAGAUCUGCUACAGCAGGCCCCUUUGCUUUCACUGCUCGUUGGCCGGACACCGCUCCACGGACUGCCCCAUGAAGCCAAAGGGUCGCGUUUGCUACCGCUGCAAGGAGCCUGGGCACGAGAUGGCGGACUGCACCCACACCGCGUUGUGCCGCAUGUGCAACCAGGCCGGUCACCUUGUCGCCCGGUGCCCGGAGGCCCUCUGCAGCCUCUGCCACGAGCGCGGCCACAUCGCGAGCGCCUGCUCAAAGGUUCGCUGUCCCAAGUGCAACGACUACCACGCCACGGAAAUCUGCGGGCAGCCGGCGUUGGUGGCAAAGGAGCCGGUGGACGACGUCUCUGCUGAGGACGCCUCGGGCACAGAUAGCGAGGGCGAGCACGAAAAGAGGUCUCACUCGGACCUCUGCACCGCCACCGCGGAGGACGUUGUGCCUGUCUUUCAACCGAGCAACAUAAAGCGCGAGGGGCGGGCGGCCGUCAUUAUCGACGGAAGCUACUUUGAGCGUAUCUUGAAGGGCCACCAGCGCCGUGAUGAGGAGCACUACAAACGCACCGUGGAGGUUCUGCGCUACACGCUGGACUUCAUAGGGGAGAUCUUUCAAAAGAAUCCCGUCGCGUACUGGUUUGACACCGACCCCGCCGCCAUGACGGAGUACAUUGAGCACUCCAUGCCGUUGCCACAUCGGGAAAAGGCGUUUCGUGAGACCCACCUUCGCAAGCGACUGCUGCUUGACGAGAUGAGUGGGGGAAGUCAACUGGGCAACGUCGUCUCUCGUCUGGUUGGGCGCAUGAAACAGCAGAAGGGCUACACGCGCGACGGGCCGCGGUAUGUGUGGGUGCAGACGGGCGUUGAUGUUGCGAUGGCCACCUGCAUUAUCGAGAUCUUCCUCUACCAACAGUUUGAACAGGUGGUGCUGCUCUCCGGGGACGCCGACCUGUACCCCGCCAUCCAGUACUGCCAAGCCCAGCGGCGCAGUUCCCCCGCGUUGGUGAAGGCGAAUCCGGUGCGGGUGUGUGGCACCUCAACCUCGAUCUCCAAGAUCUACGGCAAGGACCAGGACCUCUGUGACUUUCUCCCACGCAUCACCUUGGACGCCCCGUUUCACGUGGAGAAGGAGCGCGAGGUGGUGUUUCCGACGCAUACCGCGUUUUUGUAG